This is a messenger RNA of Zingiber officinale, 1062 nucleotides long. RefSeq lists its product as uncharacterized. The coding region runs from base 1 to 1062 and encodes 353 amino acids. The transcript has 3 exons. NCBI's taxonomy places the organism in Eukaryota, Viridiplantae, Streptophyta, Magnoliopsida, Zingiberales, Zingiberaceae. The record is from RefSeq and is a predicted model, not a curated record.
AUGGAAGAGAACUUGGAUGAUGAUGAUAAUAAUAUGGAAGGAAUAGCUCAAGGAAUUGAGGAAACGCCAGAAGAAGUCAUGGUAAACGAGGAAAUAUGGUUAUUAGAACAGAAACCAACCUUGCCUGAGACUAUACCGCCUCAAGUGGAGUUGAAACCUUUGUCGCCUAAUCUUAAAUAUGCUUUCCUUGGCCCAGAUUCCACUUUCCCGGUAAUAAUUAAUGCAAGCCUGACUGAGAUGGAAACACAGAAAUUGAUCAAAGAGUUGAGAGCACACAGAAAAGUAAUUGGAUACACCAUUGAUAACAUAAAAGGAAUCAGCCCUUCCAUCUGCAUGCGCAAAAUUCUACUCGAAGAAGGAUAUAAGAAUUCGAUUGAGCAUCAAAGAAGGUUAAAUCCUAAUUUGAAAGAAGUUGUGAAGAAAGAAGUGCUGAAGCUUCUAGAUGUCGAAAUUAUUUAUCCCAUAUCAGAUAGCGAGUGGGUAAGUCCGGUACAUGUAGUCCCCAAGAGAGGAGGAAUGAUGGUGAUUAAAAAUGAAAGUAACGAUUUGAUUCCAACAAGAACAGUUACAGGAUGGCGGAUGUGUAUCGAUUAUAGAAAGAUAAAUAAGGAGACUAGAAAGGAUCAUUUUCCCUUACCGUUCAUUGAUGAGAUGCUAGAAAGAUUGGCAAAACAUUCUUAUUUUUGCUAUCUGGAUGGAUACUCUGAAAAGAUUAUGGAGGUAUUCAUGGACGAUUUCUCAGUUUAUGGGAAUGACUUCGACUCCUGUCUUUUGAACCUUUCUAAAGUUCUCCAGAGAUGUGAAGAUGUGAACUUAGUUUUGAACUGGGAAAAAUGCCACUUUAUGGUUAAAGAGGGGAUUAUCUUGGGACAUAAGAUUUCAGAACGAGGAAUUGAAGUGGAUAAAGCCAAAAUAGAGACAAUUGAGAAACUACCUCUACCUCAUAAUAAUUCUGCUUUGAUGAUGACUGCAAUGAGGCAUUUAAGAAAUCAAGAAUGCUCUUAUCUCAGCCCCCAUAAUUCAAGCUCCAGACUGGGAACUCCCAUUCGAAAUCAUGUGUGA